This is a messenger RNA of Gongylonema pulchrum, 840 nucleotides long. The record is from the annotation of a GenBank genome assembly. Lineage: Eukaryota; Metazoa; Nematoda; Chromadorea; Rhabditida; Gongylonematidae.
AUGCUCGAUAAAUUUCAGACAAUUGCUGGAAAUAUCGUAACGGCAACACCACUGAGUGAUUUAAAUCCGAUAUGGAUGGCAUCCGGAGCAUCGGUUCUUGUUAAUUCAGAGACUCGUGGUGAACGUUGCGUUUCCAUAGACGAUAAAUUUUUCAUCAGCUACAGGAAAACUGUUAUUUGUCCUGAUGAAGUAAUCUGUGGUAUAUGGAUUCCAUUCACUAAAAAGGAUGAGCAGUUUAUGGCUUAUAAACAGUCACAGAGGCGGGAGGAUGACAUAACAAUUGUGAGUGGUGCUUUUGCUGCUCGCAUCGAUGCCGUAAAUCGUAAAAUCUCGGAUAUUCGAAUGGCUUUCAGUGGAGUGGCGCCGCUCACUAAAAUGGCAACUCAAACGCAGCAAAAACUGAGUGGGAGAAUCUGGAACAAAGAAUUACUGCAUGAUGCUCGUGUGGAAUUGAGGGAAGAGUUCCAGCUAGCAGCAGGUGUACCAGGAGGCAUGGAACGCUAUCGGCAGGCGCUUGUCCUUUCUCUUUUCACUAAAUUCUUCAUUCACAUCUCACAAAAAUUGCAGCCGUCAAUGAAGAAUGAAGGCAUUUUGACUUGCACUGGCGAUGCAGGAGAAGAGCUUCGUGCAACGCAAAUCCAUCAGGCUGUGCCGUAUGCUCAAGCAGUCGCUGAUCCAGUUGGAAGACCGGUGAUGCACCAGUCAGGCGUGAAACAUACGACUGGAGAAGCUGCAUACUGUGAUGACUACUGCCCAAAAGGUUUACUUUUCAGUAUCCCAUGGAAAACCGGAUGUUUACACGCUGAUCCACAGUCAUCGCUUAAAAUAGGUGCACACUAG